This is a messenger RNA of Plutella xylostella (diamondback moth), 4807 nucleotides long. It is a transcript of the gene wapl, whose product is annotated as cohesin release factor wings apart-like. The record is from RefSeq and is a predicted model, not a curated record. Lineage: Eukaryota; Metazoa; Arthropoda; Insecta; Lepidoptera; Plutellidae.
CAACAUGGCGCUGGUUGUGUUGUGAGAUGACAACAUCGCAGUAUUCGUAGUUUGUGUCGAAUUUUUUGAAUAAACACAAGUUCACUUACCACAUUUUGAUGUAUUAAAAUAUGUGAAUUUAAAAUACAUAUUGUGUUAACGUGAAAACUGUUAAAACUAUCGCCAGAACAGUCGUUUGUGUUAGUGGGAAAAGUACUUGGCUCACGUAAAAAUGGCGGUUGUGUUAUCUGUGUGGGUUGUGUUUUCGUUCCAAUAGAGAAAGUGAAAGAAAUGGUUUCAAGUGUUAGGACCCUGGAAACGUUAUUGGGCAUUUGAGACUGGAUGUAAAUUGGUGAUGAACUCGUUGCUUGGGCCGUACGAUUUGACGAGACGGCAGUGGGGUGAUCAAUUUUGAUGCAAUUAUCGGAAUGUCGCGCUGGGGCAGAGGGCGAGGCGGCAGCGUGGCCGUGCCGCUGGACAGCGCGCUGUUCAGGGAGAACAGUAACUGCCCCACGGCCGCGCGCUCCGCGGGCACCGUCGGCAAGUGGGGAAUCACCAGCUUCACUUCUAUCAGAAGUGCUCCGUACGCAUACACUAGUGCUGCUAAGAAACCUGUCCAAGACCAAAAUAGUCCAUUGACAGUACCUGCAGUAGAAACUGAAGCGCCACCUCCAAAACCUAAGAAAUUCUUCAAGUCUCGUAAUGCCGAGGCUCUCCCACCCGUGCCUCAGAUCACAUAUGCACCACCGGUGGUGGCUGCACCUCUAUCACCUGAGCAUCCAUCCAAUAGUAGAGAUAAAAGAACGAAAAAGGGUAAAGCAGCAUCUGCUUAUACACGAGACUCUUGCUCACCAGAAGCUCCCAGAUAUAAAGGCUCUGAAAAACCUAAGGCAAGGAAGAAUUCAGUGGUCACCAAGGCAUCUAAGAAAGAGGAGUUCCCAGACGAUGAGGCUAAGCCACCAAACAAGAGGUAUUUGGUGCGGAACAGGAAUAAAGUGAUUAACUAUGCAGAGGAUGGUAGUAACAGUCCUAUUCCCGAUUUCACACGGUAUGAGUCUCUUAUACCACCACCUCCUAAAGAGCCUUCACCUCAGCCGAGCCCUUCGGUCUCCAGCCCUACUUAUGUGAAACCUGGGGUAGCGAGCCCAUCUCUAUCAACUCCGUCAACUCCAACCAGUAAAGACGGUGGAGAUGAUCGUAAACCACCUCCAAUUGUACUUAGAAUAUCCAAAGGCACUUCUAGAAUAGUGAGCACUGAUUCUAAUGAAGGGUUCACAUCUCCAGGCUCAGACAGGCAUUCUUCAAUGGACACACAUUCUGACUAUGCACCGGAAUUGAAGCAAAGCCCAUCUAUGGAAUCAAUUAGCUCACCUAAGCAUGAAGGUUUGAAAAUUACAAUCAAAUGCUCAGGUCUAAAUGAGGCCAAUAAAAAAGAGAAGAAGAAGGAAAAGAAGGAUCACAAAUCUCACAAGCGGCACCACAAAAACUCAGAUGAUGAGCCACUUAAGAAGGCUGCAUCCCCUCAACCAGGCACUGAUGCUUAUGAAUUGUACAAGACACUUGCAUCUCCAGCACCAGAGACCCAAGACAAGCAACCUGUCCUGGAUGAAAUAGAAUCACAGUUGGCUGAACUAGAUUCUACUGGGCCAUCAGCAAAGUCACCAAAGUUGGAAGCUUCCACAGAACCUCUACCAGAGCCUAAACCUCCAGAGAGUAUGUCAGGUAGAGCUCGACGGAAUAGAGCCAAAAUUAAUUAUAGUGAAAAUGAUGAUUAUUUAGAUGCUGUCACAUCAAAGCGACUCCCACCAAAAGUGAUCCUCCCUCCUGAACCCAAAAAAGAGGGAAGGAAAGGAAGGCACAAGAGGGAGGCUGCAGAAGGAACAUCUACAAUAACAUCACCAAAUCCAAGUGUAGAACCUGAAUCUCAUAUUGAGAAAAAUGAACUGAUAGAUAUUUUAUCAGGUGCCACUGAAAAUGAACCUAUAAAACUUAAAAUUAGUAAAAAGCAAAGAAAUAAACCUAACAGUAAGCAAUCAAGCCCGCACAGUGUUGUGGAUAUUCCUCAAGAAAAUAUUAGUGAGCCUCCUGCUCAUGAUCCAAUGCCACAAGAAGAUAAACCCGUUGAGGAGACUCCUCCUCCUCCAGAGCACUAUGAGCCACCUGCACCUAGGAUCCCUGAUCCAGAGCCAGCAGUUGCCGCCCAUAAUUCACCAGAACCGCCUGACAAUUAUGCACAUGACUUUGACGACGAAGUUCCGAAGCCUCAGGAAGAUGUGUUCAAAGCUCCUCAGGGCGUGAGUGACACAGAAGGCCAGUCGGAAGACAAGCCCAGUGUGAAAUUGGUGAUCACUAAGAAAAAGGGAUCCAUCUUCAAGAGCAAAUCUCUGAUGAAUGACAGUGAGUCAUCCCCGCUGCCUGCGAGGAAACGGCGCCAUCUUUACAAGCAUGAAUGGGCAAAUGACAAAGGCAACGAGACGCCACGGCGGGAGCCCGAGCAAGCGGAGUCUGCAGAAGGCGCCGGCAACCCCAGCACCGACGUACCUGACGAGCUGACGAGGAUCACUCGGUAUCGCGCGCCUGACCCCAUAGCUGACAUGGACUCGUCUGACGCCGUCAAACCGUACACCAGUGUCCGCUGCGCUAAAGAGGCUAAAGAGUACUACACAGUUGUAAGAAAUGUAAAGAAGGCUCAUCAGAUACAAGAGAUAGGCGAGUUCCAGGAGUUCAACGAUGAUGUGGAAUAUCUCUUGGAUGCACUACAGGACAACAACCCGAUAUCGACGCGCUGCCUGUCGGCCAUCACGCUGGCAAGCAAGUGCACGGCGCCGGCGUUCCGCAUGCACCUGCGCGCCCACGCCACCGUGCAGAAGUUCUUCAGCGCACUGCACGACGCCACUAAUGACCAGAGCCUGGGCCUGUGCACGGCGACGGUGAUGUUCGUGCUGUCGCAGGACCGCCUCAACAUGGACCUGGACCGCGAGUCGCUCGAGCUCAUGCUCAACUUGCUCGAGUCCGACGUCUCACACAAAAACGCCCUGGACGACUGCGGGCUGACCUCAGCGCAACUGACAAAGACGCAGGAGCGAGUGCGCGAGCUGUGCGCCGAGAUCAAGAGCCAGGGGAAGGCCAAGGACUUGGACCUGGAGAAUAUAACUGUGGGCCACUUAGCCAUGGAGACCCUUCUCUCCUUAACCUCAAAACGCGCCGGCGAGUGGUUCAAAGAGGAGCUCAGGGUCCUCGGCGGCGUGGACCACAUCCUGCGCACGAUACAAGACUGCGUGUGUCGCCUACGCGCCCCGGCCGCCUCGUGGGGGCCCGCCGAUGUGGACGUGUUGAGGAAGGCGGACCGGUGUAUGCGGGUGUUGGAGAAUGUGACCCAACAAAACGAAGAGAACCAGCUAUACCUAGUAUCGGGCGAGCGGACUGGCGUGGUCCGCACUCUCUCCUCCCUUCUGUGGCUGUGUGUGGAGGAGGCUCGCGGCGUCCCGGCCACGCUGAGGGGGCCCCUGUUGGAUGCGGCUUUACCGAAUAUCAAAGUGCUGGUGAAUCUGUCGCACGCUUUUGGACUUACCGCAUCGCUGGGCGCGACGGUGGUGGGCGAGCAGGUGGCCAUCAUGGAGGUCUGCCUCGUCGUCCUCAACAACCAAGGAAACUUUGUACCUGAAGAUAGAAACUUUGAAUUUAGCGUUUGCGUGCUCCUGCUCCUAAUAAACCUGGUCCAGAACAACAUCCCGAACACGGAGCGUCUACUCCAGCUUCGCUUGCGAGUGGACAGCGACGCGGACAUCAUGGCGCAGCGAGUGCCCGCGCUCGACCUCAUUGUGCAGCUGUUCUACACGCACGAGCUAAGAGCCAAACAAGCGGAGGAGAACACGGACGCGCUGCUGGACGGCGAGAAGGACACUGAAGACAAGAAGAAACAAACACAAGACGACAUUGACGAGACCGUCGCCAAACUGCUAGCGCGCGCCGGCACGCACAUGGAACACACGAUGGUGGGCGCCUACACGGCGCUCCUACUGGGCCACAUGGCGUCGCUGUGCGCGCCUCUAGCCGCCGCCGUGCGCGCGCGCGUGCGCAGUUACAGCGCACUGCUGCCCACGCUCAACAAGUACUACAACUUCUUGACGCUGACUGCUAGUGCGGAAGCGACGAUAGUAGCUCACGUGAAGGCGACACAACGCAUCAUCAAGUUCAUGGAGGCGAGCGACGAGCAGGACGCGCAGGCCUCGGCCCCCGCGCCCCCCGCGCCCCCCGCCUACCCCCCGCGCCCCGCCGGCUACUACCAGACCUCGCCCUCGGACAUGCCGCAGGACAUGUCCAUAAACAACCUCACAUACAACUCAAUGAACUACAGCUCGUCGGGUUCAGAUAGGAUGUCGUCGUCCAUGGAAAUGGAGGGGUAUCAUUGAGUUGGUGUCUGUACGGAUUGAUUGCAGCUAUUGGUUUGAUGUUCGCGGAAUGUGUGGUUUAUGUUGGGUUGGUGUUGGGGAAUCUUGAGAAGAGGGAUAGGCUAGUUUUGCGUUAAACUAAACCCUACAGUCAUAUUGAGUGGCUGCUAAGAUAGGUACCCUCCAUCAGUAACUAAAAUUACGUUAUAUGUGUGUCUCGAUACAGAUAUAAUAGAUGGUAGCUAGUUCAAGAUUCCCUCCUAGGACAAUGUUUAGACCGAAUCGACUCGUAAUGUCUUCGUUAGUGUCUACGGUGGUGUAUGUUUACGUCAUUCAUUACGUGUACGUGAUAGAGUUAUUGUUAUAGAGUGGAUAAAAUAAAACAUAUUUUCAAUUAGAGUAAUGCAUGAGUUUGUCUAAAAUAAAUACUGACUUUA